Molecule: messenger RNA, 1014 nt
Organism: Geodia barretti
Lineage: Eukaryota; Metazoa; Porifera; Demospongiae; Tetractinellida; Geodiidae
Source: the annotation of a GenBank genome assembly
CUAAAGAUAGACGGAUCCCGCGGCGAGGGCGGGGGCCAGAUACUGCGUACCUCAGUUACGCUGUCUUGCAUAACGGGAACGCCGGUGCGCAUUGUGAAUAUCAGGAGGGGCAGGAAGGUGCCCGGCCUGAGGGCGCAACACCUUGCCGCAAUCAGGCUGCUUGCCAGGGUGUGCGGCGCCCGGGUGGAGGGGCUGGAGAUAGGCUCGGAGGUUCUGGAGUUUGAGCCGGGCCCCGUACAGAGCAUGGAUCUGAGCCAGGAUAUCGGCACCGCCGGCUCCAUCCCGCUGGUGCUGCAGACCCUGAUCGUCCCGGUGGCCGCCGCCUCCAAGAGGCUGAAACUCGACAUUAUGGGAGGAACAGACGUGUCGUGGAGCCCCACAACGGACUACACCAGGUACGUGCUGGCCGCCGCAUACUCCCGCAUGGGCAUCAACUUUUCUGUGGACGUAAAGAGGCGCGGGUACUAUCCGCGAGGGGGCGGCAGGAUCUCCCUGGAGGUGCAUCCGUCAAGAGGCGUUGCCGCCGUGUCGCUGACAGGUAGGCCGGGCCGCAUAGCAAACCUGUUCUGCACGUACUGCGGGUACUCCCGGGAUGCCAUAUCGCGGAGCGUGCAGCCCCUGCUGGAUACGCUGGAGCGUGGCGGCCUUCAGGUCAACACGCUUCUAAGCGGGGAGGAGGCCGCAGACAAGGGAGCUGCCGUCAUGAUGUACACGCAGGAUCCUGCAUCCAUAACGGGAUCCGACGGACUGAUGGGCAGGGAGGGGUUCCCCGCCGGCAUAUCCGGCAGGCUUCUUGAGUCCCCCGGCACGGACAUCAACCUGUCAGACAUGCUUGUGGUGCCUGCCAGCAUAGCAGAGGGCACGACGGUAUACAGGAUCGGCAGCAUCUCAAAACACCUGGAGACGAACCUCUACGUGGCAUCCAAGAUAACCGGAUGCAAGUACGGCGUCGGCAGGACAUAUGACGGGUAUGAGAUCCGCAUUAGUGGAAGAUCAGACGCCGGCAUCCAGUAG